AUUUGCAGGGUUUUUUGGUGUGAAAGUGAGAGAAAUGAAUAGUUCUUCGGACCCGCGGCGCCCAGAGCGCAUUGUGAGGCUGAAAACGACGGACUACACGGGCGCUGGGGCUUCUGCUGGUGAUGAUCCCACGCCGGAUUACAUGAAUGUUUUGGGAAUGGUGUUCAGCAUGUUCGGGCUCAUGAUGCGGGUGAAAUGGUGUGGCUGGGUUGCUCUUUAUUGCGCAUGCAUCAGUUAUGCAAACUCUCGAGUAAAUGAUGAUACGAAGCAAAUCCUCAGCAGCUUUAUGUUGUCGGUUUGCGCAGUUGUCAUGUCGUACCUGCAAAAUCCCCAGCCCAUAAUACCGCCCUGGGCACUCGGAUCAUCGCGAUGUUGUUCCGAUGGAAAGCCGCAGCAACAUCACCGUGAAACAACGGAUGAAGAUAAAAAGUUCACGCGUUUGAAGCCAAUCUUGCUUGUUUCUACGGCUCUGGGUGGGGCCUAUUUGCUCAAGGAAUAUUUUUUCGACAAUGUUCAUGCUGCCGAGAAGCCGAAGGGAGAGGUGCAGAAGCCAAGAGAAGAAGGGGAUCCUUCCCCGGGGCUUCCUUCCUAUACCAUGGAUCAAAUCCGAGAGCACGACUCUUCUGAGAAGCGGAUUUGGAUGACCUACAGACAAGGAGUUUACGAUGUUACCGACUUCGUCAAUCGCCAUCCAGGCGGAGAUAACAUCAUGCUUGCUGCUGGUGGAGCAACUGACCCGUUUUGGAACCUGUACGCUAUUCACAAGGAACCGCACGUGUUGAAAAUUCUGGCAAAGUACAGAAUAGGAAAUAUUUCCGAGGAGGAAGCCAAAAGUCAAGUGGAAGGAAUGGAGGAUGCUUAUUCCAACGAACCUAAAAGACAUCCCUCUCUAAAACCGGCGAGCAAAACUCCAUUCAACGCUGAACCUCCGAUGGAAAUCCUGGCCGAUUCUUUCAUCACUCCGAAUGAUCUGUUCUACGUGCGUAACCAUUUGCCUGUCCCGGAUAUCAAGGAAGACGAGUACGAGCUAGAGUUUGAGGGAGAGCCAGGGAGCAAGACGAUUACUCUUUCCCUGAGUGACUUGAAGAAGCUGCCUAAAACUACGGUCACUGCGGUGCUACAAUGUGCUGGAAACAGAAGAGGAGAGUUGAUUGAAAUUAAACCAGUGAGAGGAUUGGUGUGGAACGCUGGCGCCAUUGGUAAUGCAAGGUGGACUGGAGUCCGUCUGACAGAUUUCCUGAAAAGUGUGGGAGUGGAUCCUGCGAAAGUUAAAGCUACACAGAUACAGUUCGACGGUUACGAUACGGAUCCGACGGGUAAAACCUAUGGAGCAUCAGUCCCAGCUGACAAAGCACUGGAUCCAAAAUCUGAGGUCAUCCUUGCCUACGAAAUGAACGAUGAACCCUUGUCCCGAGAUCAUGGGUUCCCUGUGCGGGUCAUUGUUCCUGGUGUCGUUGCUGCUCGAUCCGUGAAAUGGCUCAACAGAAUUUCCUUUUCCGACGAAGAAUCUUGGUCUUUCUGGCAACGACAAGACUACAAGGGAUUUAGUCCUUCUCAAGAAGCCGAAGGAGCAGACUUCUCAAAGGCGAUGUCGAUCCAAGAAAUGCCUGUGACUUCUGCUUUCACGUAUCCGAAGAAUGGGUCGAAAGUCAGAGUGAAGAAUGGCAAAAUAUCUGCAAAAGGUUACGCUUGGAGUGGCGGCGGGCGACCGAUCAUCCGCGUUGAUAUCUCCGCCGACGGCGGGAAAACUUGGUACGUUGCCAACAUGGACAAAAGGGAGCCCAAGUGUGAAGGUACAUACUCAUUCUGCUGGUCAUGGACUUUGUGGAGUGCCGAAAUACCGACUCCGAAGGGUGUCCAUGAAGCCGAACUGAUGGUAAAGGCCAUCGACGCUUCGUACAACUCCCAGCCGGAUACCACUGCCAACAUCUGGAAUUUCCGUGGUGUCCUUUCCAAUGCUUAUCAUCGUGUUGUAGUUAAGAUGUUCACUGUAGGCUCCUUGCUUCCCGCCGAGCUGGAGAAGUUUAAAAAGCUCAGCAGCGAUUGGUGGAACAGCGAGGAUGGCUCGCUAAAGGGCCUUCACUCAAUGAACGCUCUCCGCAUCCCGCUCAUAAAGUCCGGCCUCAAAGGCUCAAUGUCUACCGCGAGAAUUCUGGAUGUCGGCUGCGGUGGCGGCAUUUUGGCGGAGCCUUUGUCUCGGUUAGGCGCCGAAGUAACCGGACUAGACCCGUUGGAAGAGAAUAUCGCAGUAGCCGAGACUCACAAAGGAGAGACUAGAUUCCGCGGUAAUCUCUCGUACGUGUGCGCCACGAUCGAAGACUUCGCUAACACAAAUACGAACCGUUUCGACGCCUUGGUCUCGUCCGAAGUGAUCGAACACGUUGCGAACCCUGGUGAAUUCGUCGCGAAUUGUGUCCGUGUCGUGAAACCCGGUGGAUCCUUGUUCUUUACUACAAUCAGUCGCACUAGUUCUGCGUAUUGGUUGGCCAUCGUGGCUGCGGAGAGACUGACUAGUGCGGUUCCGCCGGGUACUCAUGAUUGGAAUUUGUUUGUGAGUCCCGGGGAACUGACCAAAUACUGUGAAGAGAUCGGCGAAGUAGACGGGGUUUCUCGGGGCCACGAAGAGCUAACGUGUACUUGUCUUGAUUUCUAUGAUAUUCAAGAAGAUAACAGCUCCUCUGGAUUUGUGCGACGUACUGAAGGAGAUACGACUAUUAUCGAGGGCGUGAUCAAGGAAUCUCGCAUCGAUUCUGUCGUGAAACUUACGGAUUCCGACCCGAAGCAUUCUUGCCCAGUUUGUGCUUUGGAGUCGCGGGGCAUCAUCAUUAGACACACUGAUGUGCGUAUUCUGAACCAGUUCUUGAAUUCGAAGCAUGAAAUGCUGCCUCGAAAAUUAAUUGGCAUCUGCAAGCGACAGGAGCGCCGCAUCAAGAGUCUCAUCAUGAUGGCGCAGAAUGCCGGACUUCUUCCUUCACCAAAACUGGUGAAAAUGCCGUGGGAGAAGUUGAACCGUUACUACGUUGAAGAAACUGAUGUUCGGGACUACAAAGUACACAGUCUGCCUCAUUUGAAGCAUCUGCUUCCCGAAAAUUACGGUGUUCAGAAAGAGUGAUUUUUGGAAGUGCUAGUAAAAGUGAAGCUUUUGCCGUUAUAA
Molecule: messenger RNA, 3154 nt
Organism: Notodromas monacha
Lineage: Eukaryota; Metazoa; Arthropoda; Ostracoda; Podocopida; Cyprididae
Source: the annotation of a GenBank genome assembly